Messenger RNA from Gasterosteus aculeatus aculeatus (three-spined stickleback), 1666 nucleotides. RefSeq names its product fibroblast growth factor 2 (gene fgf2). Gene Ontology annotation, molecular function: growth factor activity. NCBI's taxonomy places the organism in Eukaryota, Metazoa, Chordata, Actinopteri, Perciformes, Gasterosteidae. The record is from RefSeq and is a predicted model, not a curated record.
AGAUCUAAGCCAGCUGCCCUGAUUCAAGCACUUCAUUGCAAGAGGAGUGGAAGCGAGGUGGGGGCCGGGGGGGCGCACAUACUAACAGUGUGCUCAAACUGCACUGGCGAAGCAGUCGCCAGCUCUGAAGGAAGAACUACGGACCGGCAGCUGGACGCCGGACUUUAGACGCGUGCUGUCGGCUCGAGGCCUUCAGGUUUAGGAGUCCUUCUGCCUCAGGACUCCGAGGGCGGGUCGCCGGCCCUGAGCAGCGGGUGAGGGGGGCGGUGGGACGCUCCGUGGGGAUUACCGUGCAAGACUCUGUGGAGGAGGGGAGGAGGAGGAGGCCCGGCGGCAGUGGGUGGGAGGUGGUGGGAGGCCACGGCGGGUUCUCCUGCGCCGCUCCAGAGGGAGACGAGGCAGUCGCCGGGGAAGCGGGCAGCGAGGAGGAUAAUGGCCACGGCAGGCUUCGCGACGCUUCCCUCCACGCCCGAAGACGGCGGCAGCGGCGGCUUCACCCCCGGGGGAUUCAAGGAUCCCAAGAGGCUGUACUGCAAAAACGGGGGCUUCUUCUUGAGGAUCAGGUCCGACGGAGGUGUAGAUGGAAUCAGGGAGAAGAGCGACGCCCACAUAAAGCUCCAAAUCCAGGCGACGUCGGUGGGGGAGGUGGUCAUCAAAGGAGUCUGUGCCAACCGCUAUCUGGCCAUGAACAGAGACGGCCGGCUGUUCGGAGUGAGACGGGCGACGGACGAAUGCUACUUCCUGGAGCGGCUGGAGAGUAACAACUACAACACCUACCGCUCCAGGAAGUACCCCGGCAUGUACGUGGCUCUGAAGCGGACCGGCCAGUACAAGUCCGGGAGCAAAACCGGACCCGGUCAAAAGGCCAUUCUGUUCCUCCCCAUGUCGGCUAAGUGCUAAUCGGAUCGAGUCGAUGCCAACGAAGAAGACGAAGAGCUCCAUCGAAUGCGUCUGCUCUCCUUCAGCUUCUACCGGCAAACAGUGCAGCGCAUUCACACCCGGCUGCUUCCCAGUGAAAGAAAGAAACAAAUAAAAAUAAAAAACAAGCUUUUCCUGCCGACUGGCCAUUUGCGACGCUGCUACGGCGUUUGUCUGACCCGUACGGGUCGUCCCUCUCUGGCCGAGGGAUUGAAACCAGCGACCUGUCGAUAACGCUUCUGCCUGACUGGACGCUGCAGGACGUUGGCCGCGCGCCGGAAUAUUCUGUUGAAACGUGAAGGGCUGUUUCGGCGUGACGGACUUUUAGAAUUGUGUGAUAGAACACGGUUUGACGGAACAAACCGAGCAAACUAAACCGACUAAAACCCAAGAAGCACUGAUUACACUUCAUAGCUAGUCCACGGGUGACCUGAGCUCGUCCCGACGCACGUAGACCAGAUAAACAUCAUAGAAGGCACUUGACCUUAAAAGAAAAGGUGAUUUUGACCUCCAACCAGCCAUUUUGGAGGCCCGUAGUGAAUAUUGCUACUCGCCACUGACUGGUUGUCCGCUCGUGUCAAACCAAACAAAAGAAAAGUGCUUCUGGCAGCCAGUGCCGUCCAACAGAUUUGGACUUCCAACAUGGCCGCCAAUUAAUUUUUUUUGUUAAUUAACCGUAUGAAACGCAAAAAAAAGAUUGGCACCAUAUUUCUUCAGAGCUUCCAGCUGGCGCUGAAGAAAAAAAAAA